GCCGUUAAAUAACGUAUAUCUUUUUCUUAGCGUUUUUGUUUUUUCUUUUUGGUGGUGUUGUGACAAUCGGAAAAAAAGUGAAGACGAUUCAUAUUAUUUAUCUUAUAAACUAAACGUUGGCAUAAUUUUUUUUAUUUAUAAAUUGUGUUUUAUAUAUAUGUAACAUAGUGUUGUGAUUUCUGUUAAAAAUGUCUUUGCUUAAUGAAGAAAACAAUUCGCAACGAAAAUCAAAGCGUUCAAUCAUCAAGCCUACUCGCUUCAGAGAAGACGAUUCAUCUGAUGAUGAACCUGCUCCAAAAAAAAAAAAUACAAGUGCAAGCCGAGUCGACAAAGUGCAUUUGAAAAAACGUUCUGGUUCAUCUCGUCAAGCACAGUACUACCAUAGACAAAAAGCAUUGAAGUCUUAUCAUCAAGCAUUUCCGUAUGACGUGUUAUUUCGAGGUUUUCAAGAUGUAAAUAUUCAGGAUAAUACUUCAGCUUCUAAAAAAUCAUUCACUGAGUCAGCCGAAGAUGAAGAACAAGAAGAAGAAAACACAGUACCUGAUAAUUCUAAUGACGAUACUGAACAUUACUUUAAUGCUAACUAUUCAAUGAAGGAUGACUCUCAUUAUAGCAACCUUCAAAGUAAAGAUAGCUCUGAAGAUUUUGUAUCUACAACUUCAUCAGAUGAUGAUAACUGUACAAAUGGAUUGGAAACAGAAGAAAUACAAACAUGUGAAGUAUCUUGUAAAAACCUUCGCGAUCGCAAUCACGAAGCUAACAAUUCAAAACCGUUUUUCAGCUGUGCACUUACUGAGUUUCUUGAUUCACCUAUAUGGAAUCAUAAGUUUUCGAAAAAAGAUUUUAUUCUUACGAGAAUUGUAAAUUUUCUACACUCGAGAGAAACUUACCAAUCGUUGCUCAAUUGUUUUAAAACUUUCAAUGACAUGACCGUAAAUGGUAACUUACCAAAUCACAAACCUUCAUUGUGGCGAGUUUUGGGGAGAGAUAAUACCAAUAUAGUUAAACAUAUAUAUUGUAGUCGUUGUCAUUCGUUCUUCGGUUUUAAAAAUUCUGAAAGAUUGCAGUCUAAAGACUGCGUCAAUAAUACAGAACAUGAAUUCUCCUAUUUUCUUCAGUUAGGUUUGAAAUCACAAAUAAUUGAGCUUUUCUCACACCCGAAUAUUAAUAACUUACUGAGCUAUCGUUUUAAACGUCCUGAAACAAAUACUAUUCGUGAUAUUUAUGAUGGUGAAAAAUACAAGCAACUUUGUAAAGCAGGGAACUUUUUGUAUAAUCGUUUUAAUUAUUCAAUUACAUUUAGUACCGAUGGUGUGAGUAUGGGAGAUACCACGAAUAAAUCAGCUUGGCCAAUAUGGGCGCAAAUCAAUGAAUUGCCACCUCACAGCCACCAUAAACAUAUGAUGUUAGCUGGCUUAUGGAUAGAUAAAACAAAGCCAAUAUUUACAGAUUUUUUACUUCCUUUUGCAAGUGAAAUGCGUGAUUUGUAUACAACUGGUAUUGUAUGGAAACCUGAAGGCAUAGAAAACAAACCCUAA
Aphidius gifuensis is the source of this 1538-nucleotide messenger RNA. RefSeq lists its product as uncharacterized. Bases 189 to 1538 code for a protein of 449 amino acids. The transcript is spliced from 5 exons. The record is from RefSeq and is a predicted model, not a curated record. Lineage: Eukaryota; Metazoa; Arthropoda; Insecta; Hymenoptera; Braconidae.